Ahaetulla prasina is the source of this 5759-nucleotide messenger RNA. It is a transcript of the gene CLN6, whose product is annotated as CLN6 transmembrane ER protein. Bases 476 to 1240 code for a protein of 254 amino acids. The record is from RefSeq and is a predicted model, not a curated record. The transcript has 7 exons. Lineage: Eukaryota; Metazoa; Chordata; Lepidosauria; Squamata; Colubridae.
CCUCCGUGCGCCCCUCGCCCCGCGCGCCCGCCCGCCGGUCGGAAGGCAGGAAGGCAGGCAGGGAUUCUUCUUCGCAGCGGCUCCUGCGCGGGACUCAGGAACCCGCAAAAUUUUCUCCAGCUCAGGAACUUUCCAGGGCUGCAACUCCCGGCACCUGGGAUGCGGCGCCUGGUGGCUGGGAAUUCUGGGCGUUGGAGUCUGGCGGCGGAGGGGCUUCCCGGGACCUCCCGCCCUUCUCGGGGGUUGAAGGAAAAGGGCCUCGGAAUAUUCCCCUCCCUCCCUGAGCAGCCCACGAGGGUUUUGGCGCCUGGUUGCUGGAGUUUCUCCCUCCUUUCCUUGGAUCCAGUUCUGGAUCAGAACUCAGCAUGGAGCAAUCCUCAAGGAAGAUGUUUACAGGGAUUCCUGCUUCCAUUUUGACUUGUGGUUUUAUUUCACCCUGCAAAACUGGGUCCUGGACUUCGGCCGGCCUAUCGCCAUGAUCGUGCUUCCACUGGAAUGGUUUCCCCUGAAUAGGCCCAGCGUUGGGGAUUAUUUUCACAUGGCCUAUAAUGUCAUCACACCCUUUAUUCUCCUGAAGCUGAUGGAGCGCUCCCCCAAGGCCCUUCCCCGCUCCAUGGUGUAUCUCUGCAUCAUCAUAUUCGUCAUGGGGGCCAGCAUCCACCUGGUGGGGGACUCUGUCAAUCACCGACUGAUCUUCAGUGGCUACCAGCUCCACCUGUCAGUCCGAGAGAAUCCAAUCAUCAAAAAUCUCAAGCCGGAGACUCUGAUCGAUUCCUUUGAACUGCUGUACUAUUACGAUGAGCACCUGGGCCAUUCAAUGUGGUACAUCCCCUUCUUCCUCAUUCUGUGCAUAUAUUUUUCUGGCUGUUUCAUACCCUGCAAAGAACAGCAGCCAAGAAUCCCUGUGGCUGCUUUACUGCUCAUUGGGCCCAGCAGCCUCUAUUACUGGUACCUGGUGACGGAGGGCCAGAUCUUCACCCUCUUCAUCUUCACCACCUUCGCCCUGGUGGCGCUGGUGAUGCACCAGAAGCGGAAGGGCCUCGUCAUGGACAGCAACGGCCGCUUCCUCUUUUACUCCUUUGUCCUCACGCUGGGGCUGGUGGCCCUCUGGAUCGGCUGGCUCUGGAAUGAUCAGGUCCUCCGGAAGAAAUAUCCCGGCAUCAUCUACGUUCCUGAACCCUGGGCCUUUUACACCUUGCACUUGAGGAAUCUGCCGUCCGCGAAGGCCGAGAGCUCUUGAUGCGCUGGCUGCCUUUAGUUUGGGGCACGGGGUAGGUCCUUCGGGCAAGCCAGCAGAGUUUGGGUGGUGCCCAAGGAAGGCCUGGCUUGCCCAAGGAAGGCCGCCUCCCAAAUCAAUGUUCAUGGGGAUCCCUAGGCUAGAACAAGGCGAUGUGGUUAUGGGAAGAAUACUCGGAACUCGAAUGAGAAUCUACCCAAUCCACUGAUCUGACAUUCCUUUUGCACCAGGGUUUGUAUUUUUCCAUGGUUUAAGUCCUCUGUGAUUGAAAAGAUGUAGCAUUUACAGAUUAAGAGUUGGAAGAGACCUUGUAGGUCAUCUAGUCCAGGGGUCUGCAAACUUGGCUCUUUUAAGACUUUUGGACUUCAACUCCCAGAGUUCCUUAGCCAGCUCUGCUCCCAGAGUUGAAGUCCACAAGUCUUAAAAGAGCCAAGUUUGCAGACCCCUGAUCUAGUCCAACCUACCCACCCACCCUGCCCAAGCAGGAGCCCCUACACCAUUUCUGACAGAUGGCAGUCCAAUCUCUUCUUGAAAGUCUCAAGUGAUGAAGCUCCCACAUGCCUGGUCUGUGCAGAGUUUGUCAGAAUGUUGAAUGGAGAAGAGGGUCCAGGAGGAUCCAAAUUUUGCAUUUUCCUUUCUAUGUUGGGUGGAAAUCUAUGCAGAGACGAAGAACUGCUUGCUUCAAGCAGCUCAGUCUUGCUAAGUCUCUGCAUUGAGUUCCUAACCAGUUCUUUGAGAGCUAGCUUGAUGGUUUACUCCUCAGAUUCAUGGUGCAAGUGGAUGAGUUUUGAAAUGAGAAAAAAGACUUCCAGCCUCCCGGGUUCUGCACCCACUAACAUGGACAAGUGGCAGAUACAGCUGGAAAAGGGAGAGAUUCGGUCAGGGGUGCAAAACGCAUUGCAUUGGGUGCUGCAAACAUGAGAUUAGGAGAAGCAAACCUGCAAGAAGCGGAAAACAAAGAGGCUGCAAAGGGAGAUCAAGGAGCAGCUGCCAUGUGGAAAGAGGCUGCCUGGCCCUGUAGUCCUCAAUUUGCAACAGUUCAUUUAGUGACCGUUCAAAGUUACAACAGCACUAAAAAAAGGGACAUGACCAUUUUUCACAACAAUUGCAGCAUCCCCCUGGUCACGUGAUCAAAAUUCAGAUGGCAACUGACUCAUAUUUAUGACAAUUGCAGUGUCCAGAAGUCACGUUAUCCCCUUUUGCGACCUGCUGGCAAACAAAGUCAAUGGGGAAGCCAGUUACGUUCAACAACUGUUGCUAACUUAACAAUUGCAGUGAUUCCCUUAACCUUAACAACUGUGGCAAGAAAGAUGGUAAAACAGGACAAAAUUCACAAAAAAACAAACACAAAUUUUGGACUCAACUGUGGCCGUAAGUCAAGGACCAGCCAUAGAUAGCUUAUUGUCCCCCAUAGGGAAGUUCCUGGCUUUGAUGAUGACACCCUAUUAGCAAAUUAUCUCUUCCCAGCAGAGAAUAAGAACUGCGGUCCUAAAGUAGCCCAGCCUUCUAUAAAUUAGAUGAUUUUCCACUGAUGAAGCCCGCCAACCUCUUGGCCAGUUGUAUUAUCAAUAACUCAGAGCAUCUUUUAAAACCUUAAGCAAAGGGAAUGGCGGUAGAAGGAUCCACUGACGGGUAGACAGACCAUCUUCUGCUCCUUUUCUCGUGGAAAAAGAGGCCCUGCUCAGAACUAAACUAGGGGCAGUGCCCUUUGUCUAUUUAGCCAGCAGUCUGGAUGUUUUCUGAAGUUUAGGGGUAUCACACAGAAAUACACCAAAACUAAACUUCAGAAGAAUUUCUGGACUUCUGGCAUCUAGUGAGAGAUCACUUGGCCAAGAGGGUGAGGAUGUGAGAGGCGAACAAAGGAUGAAGAAGAGAGCUUGUGCAAACUACUAACAACGUCCAUUUCUAUGAAGACUUUCCAGGAUGUAGUAGCAGCUACUAUAUAUGCGGAUGCUACCUCCGGAAUGUCGUCGUGGCGGCUAUAAAGAUAAGAGGCAAACUUGAUUAUGGGUACAAUUUAAUGGAAUGGAUUUCACAAGCGGAAGGUCAAAACAGAUUUAUUGGCCUUCAAUAUGAUGCAGGGCUGCAGUCUGGGGGAGAGAAAUAUAUGACAGGAGGUGUAGUUUUUCCUUGACUGCAUCUUUAGAACAAGCCACCCAGCCCAGCCCCUGCUGCUCCUGCAGCCCCCAAACAAUAAGGAGAAGGGAAGAUCACUUUUAGAAAUAAUUUUUAAAAAGUUUUCUCAUAUUACUGAGAAUUGGGACAGAAAAGUAUUUUUUGUGGGAGAGAGGACUGAUCCGAUUCAAAUUAGCAGGUCCCUGAUCUUUCUAUAGCAUUUGAAAGCCAAGUGAAUCUAUGGCCAGACCUCUGGGAGGCAACAACUUCAAGAGAGAAAAAAAACCCCAACUUUUUUAGAAUUCCUUCCUGUUGGGAUUCUGGGCUGCCCUUUGGUCUGCUCCAGCCUUCUCCCCUUUGGUGCCCUCCAGAUGUUUUGAAGAUCAGUAUUCACCCUCUGAAAGGCACGCGGUGGCUAAGAUGCUGAUCUUGUCGAUCGAAAGGUCGGCAGUUCAGCGGUUUGAAUCCCUAGUGCCGCAUAACGGGGUGAGCUUCUGUUACUUGUCCCAGCUUCUGCCAACCUAGCAGUUCGAAAGCACAUAAAAAAUGCAAGUAGAAAAAUAGGGACCCCCUUUGGUGGGAAGGAAACAGCGUUCCGUGCGCCUCUGGCGUUGAGUCAUGCCGGUCACAUGACCACGGAGACGUCUUCGGUCAGCGCUGGCUCUUCGGCUUUGAAACGGAGAUGAGCACCGCCCCCUAGAGUCGGGAACGACUAGCACGUAUGUGCGAGGGGAACCUUUACCUUUACCUUAUUCACCCUCUACAGCCAGCAUGGGCAGAUGUUAGCCUAGCCCAUCUGGAGGAGGGCCCAAGUGAUGGAAGCCUAAACCGCAGCCCAUCCUGCCAGGAAGAAGACACAGGCUCUCAAACUGGACGGGGGUUGCACAGGCCACAAGAGCUGUGGUUCAAAAGCAUUUUAACACUUCAGAUGCUGCUGUGGCCAGGAAAAUCUGGGCCGUCAUGCUUUUCAUGUUUCCUGGACACCUGCUUGUCUCCUGACCUUUCCAUGGUUUCUCCUUCCCUCCCUUUGAAUACUCAGGUGGGAAACUCCACACCUAAGAAAUGUGCAGAGAUUUCCUUUAAAGCAGUGCUGCGAUUCAAGUAAUUUAACAACUGGUUCUCUGCCUUAAUGAUUUCUUCCAACAAUCAGUUUACCAGACUGCUCAGAAAGCUAAUAACUGGUUCUCCCGAAGUGGUGCGAACUGGCUGAAUCCCACCACCGCUUUAAAGUUAAAAAGGUCUUGACUGGAACACUUUUGGGGGGAUGUGCACAGGGAGGGACAAAAAAGUUUAGAGGACUCUGAGCACCCAAUCGAAGCCCCUUUCACUGGUCUACGAAUGCACUAAAUUAAAUUAAUUAAGCAAGACCCCAACCCUCAGGGCUUCUGUCACACAAUUGUACCAUCUUGGCUCUUACUCCUGUUCAGAUGCUGCUGCUGUUCUUGUAUUUUGGAAACCUAGAGCAGGUCUUUUGUAGCCCAGAAAGGCAUUCACUAUUCUAGCCAUUGGGAAGUCAAUGGUAGACAAUGGCCAUAUUGUUGCUAAGAAAAACAUGGACAUUUCUGCCCAGUCGGCAAGAAUAACUAGAGUGAGUCUCUUCCUUUUAAUAGUGAAUUGUCUCUGUUUAGUAGCACAAAGUUUCCCAGCUUGCGACGGAACAGCUUCAGCAUUCUGGAGCAGGGGUCUCCAACCGUGGCAACUUGAAGACUUGUGGAUUUCAAUUCCCAGAAUUGAAUUCUGGGAGUUGGAGUCCACAAGUCUUCAAGUUGCCACGGUUGGAGACCCCUGAUCCAAAUUUAUUGAUUACAGGACCUCUUAGGAAAUUUUUGUGCAGAAAUUGAAGAGAGAAACCUAUUUUUUUUUACUUAUGAUGUUUAGCUAGGAUAGAUUAUAGGAAGAAGAGUAUUGUGAUGCAACUUUAGAGAGAGGUUAAAACGUAACUGUAUUGAUAAAUGCUGUGAAGAAUAUCAGGUCACUGCUGUGUAUCUUUUUUCUGUCUAACGUUUUUCUUCUGUUGCAUUUUUUGCUUUCCCUUUGCUUUCUUUAUUUCCUCAUCUUUAUAUAUGUUGCAUUAGUUUAUGUUUUCAAAAGAACUCUAAUAAAAUUAUCUGAGGAAAGAAGGAAUCCUGGAGGAUGCUAAGUUCGAGAAGGCUGAGCUAGCAUAUUAUGCUCUGAGCGAGAUCUGUGAGUGGCCAUAAUAAUGCCACUCGAUGUGGGGGAGAGAAAGAGAGAUGCUGCCUAGGGAACAAUCGGGCAAGAGUUGGCAUAGCUCACAGCUCAUAAGGACAGAGAAAGAGACUCCGGAAGGAACCCUCCCUAACUUCUGUAGCUGUUAAGAAACCGGAGAGAUUUGUACUAUCAGACUUGCAAGAAUCUGUUUUAUAAUAAAAGAGUAGAAUUAACUUUU